This is a messenger RNA of Durusdinium trenchii, 390 nucleotides long. The record is from the annotation of a GenBank genome assembly. Lineage: Eukaryota; Dinophyceae; Suessiales; Symbiodiniaceae.
AUGUCCCGGUGUGAGAGUGUGGCCGCAGCUUUGAGCACCCACUUGAUCGAGGAUGAUGCGUGUGAGAAAGUGAAGGAUGUGUGCAAGGCAUACCUUGGCAAGUUUGAGUCUAUGGUGCUUGCGGCUCUUGACUCAGUCGAGUCUUCUCAUGUCUCAGGUCUCAAAGCCUUCAGCAAAAAGUACGAGAAAGUCAUGACUGCUUGCGAGAACUACUCUGUGGAAGCCAUGCGCCCGUUUGCUUCCAUGUUGAACGUGGUUGAUGAGCAGCUUGGGAAGCUGAACGAUGUCAUGAGUGAGAUGGCUUCUGACUUGCUUGCGCAGAAUAACUUCACCUCCCGCCGGUCAAGUGACCAAAGGGUCCGUGGCAUGAUGCAAAAGCCCAAGAGCUGA